CUUUAUCCCUUCAUCCCUGAUCUCCUUCAUCCUCUCCAAUCCUCAUCUGUUCUUCAGCGAGAGGAGAGACUUUUCCACUAGUCACCUGCUAGCAGUCGGAGCGUCCUGGGAUUGUUGGAUCUACCGGAGCGGGAGGUUCUGAGACCGAAGCUGCUCGGGAGCAGGAGAGGAAGCCUCGCGCGGAGAGACCCCAUUUUCCUGACAGCCACAUCGCCGCCUUGCAACUGUCGCCAUGGCAGCUGAGAAAGCUGAGAUGGACAAACUGAAAAAGGAGUGCGACGGCCUCCGAACACAGAUAGAGGCGGCUCGCAAGGCUGUAAAUGAUGGCAGCAUGUCGGCGGCAGCAGGAAGUGUAGCCUCAGUGGGCCGCGUCCAGCUGAAGCAGAGGAAGACACUCAAAGGUCACCUGGCCAAAAUCUACGCCAUGCACUGGUCGGCCGACUCCAGGCAAAUGGUUAGCGCGUCACAAGACGGAAAACUGCUGGUUUGGGACACAUUCACCGGGAAUAAACUGGUGGCCGUUCCCCUAAAGUCAGCCUGGGUGAUGAGCGUAGCCUUCGCCCCCUCUGGAAACCUGGUGGCGAGCGGCGGUCUGGACAACAUCUGCACGGUCUACAACAUCAAGGCUGCCAGUCCCAAGACUCUGCGCGAGCUGGAUGCUCACACAGGUUACCUCUCCUGCUGCCGGUUCCUCAGUGACAGUGAGAUCAUCACGGCCUCUGGCGACACCACAUGUUGCCUGUGGGAUUUGGAGACAGGAAAGCAGAAGACCAUCUUCACCAACCACAUUGGCGACUGCAUGUCUCUGGCCCUGUCUCCGGACAUGAACCUCUUCAUCUCCGGAGCCUGCGACUCUCUGGCCAAGCUGUGGGACGUGAGGGAAGGAACCUGCAAGCAAACCUUCAGCGGCCACACCAGCGACAUCAACGCCAUCGCGUUCUUCCCGAACGCCAAUGCCAUCGUCACCGGCUCCGACGACUGCAGCUGUAAGAUGUACGACCUGCGCUCCGACCAGGAGGUGAACGGAUACCAGGACUCCAGCCUCAACGCCGGCGUCACAUCUCUGGCCCUCUCCAACUCUGGACGUCUGAUCUUUGCUGGAUACGACGACUUCAACUGCCACAUCUGGGACUCACUGAAGGGCGAGAAAGUCGGUGUUCUCUCCGGCCACGACAACAGAGUGAGCUGCACCGGCGUUCCUGAGGAUGGAAUGGGUGUCUGCACAGGAUCCUGGGACAGUUUCCUCAAACUGUGGAACUAAGUUUCCAGGCCAAAGCUUCAGGAGAGGGGGUAGAGGAGGAGAGGGAGGCGGUGGAGGAGAAAGGGAUUAAACAAUGGAGGUGAAUCAGGUCAUGGGGGAGUUUCAGUUUUACUCUCUCUCUCCCCACAUCUCCUUGUCCUCCUCGGUCAUCUAUGCAUACGUAAGCGGUGGAGAAAAGCGUCAGGAAAACUUGAUGUGUCCGACUGUAAGUAAAGAGAGUUUUACUGUUAUUGACAAAAAAAAUUAACAGAAAAUGUGUAAAAAUAAAUUAAUAAAAUAGCACUCUGUGUAAAACAAGAAGAAAAAGAUCAACAAUGUCCAGCACAUAGCUGACAGUAAAGAAGAAGGAGGAGUUAUUUUUCUGAUGGUUGAAAGCUCAACUUGACCCUGCACUUGUUUAGAAGCACUGACCGUAGCUAGGGUUGUGUAGACGCAGAGUUUAUGUACAGUUUCUCUUUUCUUUUCUUUUAUUUUUGAGCGGCUCCGACGUCCGCCACUGCAGAAGAGCUAGAGUUCAUCUUUUGGUCAACGUGCAACGAGAGAUGUCUGUUUUCUGUGGCUCGGUGGAGCCCGUGGUCGAGCCUGCUCAUCACUCUGAUGACCAGCUGCGUUUCAUAGAACGUUCACGAGUCGCCAGUUGCUGUGUAUAAAGAUCAAAUGUUUGUUGAAACGGUUUCUAAUAAACAUAGAAUUCUGCAUUAA
This is a messenger RNA of Synchiropus splendidus (mandarinfish), 1963 nucleotides long. RefSeq names its product guanine nucleotide binding protein (G protein), beta polypeptide 3b (gene gnb3b). NCBI's taxonomy places the organism in Eukaryota, Metazoa, Chordata, Actinopteri, Syngnathiformes, Callionymidae. Gene Ontology annotation, molecular function: protein binding; signaling receptor complex adaptor activity. The transcript has 9 exons. The record is from RefSeq and is a predicted model, not a curated record. Gene Ontology annotation, cellular component: heterotrimeric G-protein complex; cytoplasm. Gene Ontology annotation, biological process: G protein-coupled receptor signaling pathway. Bases 233 to 1261 code for a protein of 342 amino acids.